Messenger RNA from Haplochromis burtoni (Burton's mouthbrooder), 2000 nucleotides. Its product is annotated as transmembrane protein 147-like. The transcript has 7 exons. NCBI's taxonomy places the organism in Eukaryota, Metazoa, Chordata, Actinopteri, Cichliformes, Cichlidae. Bases 151 to 711 code for a protein of 186 amino acids. The record is from RefSeq and is a predicted model, not a curated record.
AACCAAUUGUUAGGUUCCUACAGUAAGUAGAGCAUUGUCGGAUGCAUUCCGAGGUGGAGCUGAGCUUACUUCCGUUUGUCAUUCAGCUAGAGAGCUGCUGGAUACAUGGUGUGUCGCUUGUCAGGAAGCUGCAUUUUGUGACGAGACAUCAUGACACUUUUUCACUUUGGGAACUGUUUUGCUCUGGCCUAUUUUCCGUACUUUAUAACCUACAAGUGCAGCGGCCUCUCGGAGUACAAUGCCUUCUGGAGAUGUGUCCAAGCUGGAGCAAUGUACCUGUUUGUCCAACUUUGUAAGAUGCUGUUUCUAGCCACAUUUUUUCCCACGUGGGAGGGAGGAGUAGGAGCGUAUGACUUUGUAGGGGAAUUCAUGAAAGCCACAGUGGACCUGGCAGACCUUUUAGGCCUCCAUCUCGUUAUGUCUCGCAACGCUGGCAAAGGAGAAUACAAGAUCAUGGUGGCUGCCAUGGGCUGGGCAACAGCAGAGCUCGUGAUGUCGAGGUGUCUUCCCCUGUGGGUCGGAGCCAGAGGGAUUGAGUUUGAUUGGAAAUACAUCCAGAUGAGCUUUGACUCAAACAUUAGUUUGGUACAUUACAUUGCUACGGCAUCAGUGGUAUGGAUGUUUACACGAUACGACCUUCCAAAGAGCUUCAGGCUGCCUGUGACUGUGCUGCUGGCUCUCUGUGUCUAUAAGGCCUUCUUAAUGGAGUAAGUCUUGGAUGUUUCAUAUUUCAUGUUACCAUUCUUAUAUUAUAUAGGCUUACACAAUAUAAGAAUUAUUGUAUUUUUACCACAUUAAAGUCAUUUUUUACCUACAAUAAUAUAUUUAACAUUUAUCUGCCCUGUGUGGGUGUAGCAAGCAUAUUACUGUAUGUACAGUAAUAUGUUGUAUCCUGGACUAACAUUGUUAUGAAGAUGUAGGAACAACACCGACAGAAGGAUAUCAGAUCACACUUGCAACAAUUUGAGUAACUUGAAUAACUCGAAUACAAAAAAAUCCCUGAUGCAAAUUUUUUGCUUCGGUACUUCAUUUAAUGCAACAGAGAUUGUCUGGGGUACCUGGAUGUCCAUCAUGUGCAUGCACAGAGGUACCAACGGACUGUUUCUGUUGGUACCUCUGUGCAUGCAGGUACUUCAAAGUUACAUGUGCAACCUGGGUGCAGGGGAAGAGCAGCAGUCGUCUCCUUUUCAUUGUUUCACCUUUAAGCGCAUACUGUGUAUGUUGUUACCAUUAGCUAGCUGCAGUGCUUACCACCUGUGCCAGUAGCCUCGACCCUUCAGUUGGAGCUCAUUUUUUCUCUCCCAGAGGCUUCAUAGAUCACAACUCUCUGCACUCUGUUACUCAGAGUCGUGACAAAAUGACAGGAGACGCAGUUGGGUGCAGUGACUGUCCAGGUGUUUCACAUUGCCUGCAGCAGUUAUCCAGAAUGCAUAGAACCCUAGUUAUAUUUGUAACUCUGAUUUUACAUCAAAGCCAAACGUCCAACUUAGGUGGGAGUGCAUUAGUCCACCAGUGAUGCUCCAACAAUAUAAAUCUAGGAGGUGUAGGAUUCAUGAAAGGCAUCAGCACAAAGCCUGUAAUAUUUAUCAAUUUUAAAAAUUAUUACAAAUAAUGUUCGUAAAAUCAUAAAAUAAAAAGUCUGUAAAAAAUACCUGAAAUAGCUUUUAGGAAAAAAUAUUUUUGACUCGAUAAACUGUUGCUUUAUUGUUUGAAAUUAGUUUUUGGGAUUUAACUGCUGUUGAGUUCAUGGGAUUCAUAUACCGUACUUUCUGGACCAUAAGCCGCUACUUUUUCCCUAGGUUUUGAGCCAUGAGGCUUAUACAAAGGUGCGGCUAUUCUGUGGAUUUUUCUUCCACCACUAGGGGGACUCUAACCAGAAUUAGAAUAAAAAACAAGAUAGAUGAAAAAUCAAUGCAAAGAAGAAUACACUACUUUUUCUUUAGCAGAUAGAACACGCACAACAAAUUACCAACUGGUAAUUAUUUUCAAAUCCUCGCCCC